UUCCCUUCCAACACCAAAAAUUAUUUGCGAAAAAUUUGAAUUAUUUUCUCAGAGGCUUAACUAGCUACCAAUGGCACCGUUCUCUUGAAGCGCCCCUCCCCCAUCUUCCCUUUUUUUUUUUCGAGUCAUUUCCACCCUUCUAAUUUGUGUCUCUUGAAUCACGAAUUCUUCUCCGAGAGAAAAUGGAGCGAAACCAAAUGAACGGUCGGGUUUCACCUUCCAGCUCCGCCGACUGCGGUGGAGGCACUGCAAGAUCCACUGCUUUGUCUCGUCUACCUAACUACAGCAGCCGAGCUGUUCAAGAAGCAUUGGAACACUUGGCAUCUAUUGAUUUAAUUGAGUUGUGCAGCGAAGCGAAAGUCGAGCGUUGCCGGGCAGCUAGAGAUUUGAGAAGUUGUGGGCGCUAUGUUCAGCAUGUGUUGAACUCAUGUGGCCAUGCUUCCUUAUGCUCUGAGUGUAGUCAACGGUGUGAUCUUUGCCCAAUUUGUAGAAUACCUAUUCCAAAGACAGGAAUUAGGCUCAAUCCUCGCCUUUACUACGAGUGCAUAGAGGCUGGCCUUAUUUCCAAAAGAUGUGAUGAAAGAUUUCAGGAGAAAGAAGAUGUGGACAAUGAAUUAACUGCUGACGUCCAACGGCUUUAUUCUUUAUUUGAUGUUGCCUUGGAAAAUAACUUGGUUUCUUUGAUUUGUCACUAUGUUACAGAUAUUUGUAUGGAUGAAAGUGCUGUGUCUAGCGAUCCUGUCAUUGCUUUCUUGUUGGAUGAAGUGGUUGUCAAGGAUUGGUGCAAGCGGACAUUUAAAAAAAUCACAGCGGAACUUCAAGUAAUAUAUAAUCUUGAAGCAGAAGAAAUGAAAACUAGGUUGAGUUUACUUCUUAAACUUUCUCUGCAUUUGGCUGGAAUAUCCAAUGUCCUUGAAGUUUUGGAAUCAUCAUUUAAGGAUAGUCUUUCAGCACGACUUCAUGACUUGCAGCUCCUUCAAGAGAGCAUUUCAAAGGCGAAACAGCAUAUGGAGAUUAUAGCAUGGUGUGCAAGACAUCACUUUCUGGAGAAUGUGAGGUCUCGUUAUACCAAUUUAUCGUCAUGGCGUUCUGUUGUCCAUCAAAGGAAAUCAGCUGCAAUUAAGCGUUCAUGGCCUGAUGUAGCAAAUCAAUCUGCCAAGUCCAGCAUGCUAGCUGGUUCUUUGUUCAUUGAAGAUGCUCUGGCCAAUCUCAAGAUAGAGCAGAAUCAUACGCAGGAGAUGGGAGAAGAGUCAGAACUUGCACCAUUGCAGAAGGAUGGAGGGUUGUUUUGCAAGUCUAAGCUAGAGGGUUUGGAAGCAUGCUAUCCAUUUGAAAAUCUUCGAGCUGCUGUUGAUGUACUCUUUUUACAUGGGAGUUCAGAUUUGGUGCUUGCAAAGCAAGCGAUUUUUCUAUAUUAUCUUUUUGAUCGACAUUGGACGAUGCCAGAUGAAAGUUGGCGACACAUUGUAGAUGACUUUUCAGCUACAUUUGGUAUAACCAGGCAUUCAUUAUUGGAAUCACUUACCUUCUAUCUUCUGGACGAUAACAACGAAGAAGCUCUGCAAGAAGCUUGCAACCUUCUUCCUGAGAUUUCAGGCCCAUCAACUCAUCCUAAGAUUGCUCAAGUGCUAUUGGAAAGGGAGAAUCCUGAAACAGCAUUGAUGGUCUUAAGAUGGUCUGGGCAUGAUGGAUCUCAAAUGGUUUCACUUAGUGAUGCUGUUACUGCAAUUCAGGUUAGGGUGGAGUGUGGACUGUUGACUGAAGCAUUUAUGCAUCAGAGAAUGCUCUGCACCAAAGUCAGGGAAAAUAAGUUCAAGGCUGGACCACCUCGAGAUGCUUCCGAUGAUCUUAAAGGUGAAUGCAGGACCUGGGAAAACUGGGUGGAGAUAUUGGUGACAGAAAUUUGUUGUCUCUGUAUCAAGAAUAAUCUGGUAGAUCGAAUGAUAGGGUUGCCAUGGAAUUUGGAUGAAGAGAAAUAUCUUCAUAAGUGUCUCUUGGAUUAUGCUUUCCAUGACCCUUCAACUACUAUUGGAAGCCUUCUUGUUGUAUUUUAUCUUCAGCGAUACAGAUAUGCAGAGGCAUACCAUGUUCAUUCUAAACUUGAGAGCAUGGAGCAGGAGUUCAUUUCACAAAAUUCUGUCAGUGGAGAAGCUUUAUCCAGAAUAAGAUCAGCUAGUCAUCGCAGAGAAGAACUUGUUGUCCAAUCCAUUCAGUUGCUGCCAAAAGUUCAACAGGAACAAGUUAAGACUGGAAAAUUGCCACCUGAGGUCCAUAGGACAUCUAGAGAAGAAGUUGAAAUUCAAGAAAGGGCUGAUCUUCCCCUGGUGCAAGAGCCAAAGUCAAGCAGUUUAUUGGUUUCAUUGCCUGCGAGUUCUUCUUUUGUUUCGCUGACAAAUCAUAACAUUAUGCUCAAACCAUCAUCUCUUGAAACUCCACCAAGAUUUGGUGCAUCUAUCAAGAAUCCUCACAUGGAACUGGGUAACCAUGGCUCCUCAUCAGUUCUCCAUCAAAGGUUAUCUAGCAGUCCAGAAAGAACUCAGAAGCGUCGAGUUAGUGUCAACAAAAAUUUCAAAUUUGAUGGCAUCUCAACUCCUAUGAUGCAUCAUGGUAGUCACAUGAAUACCACACCAUUAAAAGAGACCAGCAGAACUUCAUUAGAAGUGCUUCCAAACAGUAACCUGCUUCACAAUUUAUUCGACAAAAUGUCACCAGAGAGGGAACAAAAUGGGUUCGUUAAGCAAUUACGAAAUACCAGUCCUCCAUAUUCCCAUAGGAUUACAGCUAAUCCAGUGCCUUUGUUUGGCAGCAAUAAUGGUUUACCUAAUGAUACAAACGGUGGACCUAGAACUAAGAGCUCUAAAGAUGAUCUGAUGGACAUAGCUUGGAGUGGUAGAGAGGAGUUCAUUGUUGAUGAAAGGGAGGUGAAUGAUGGGCUGAGAUGGAGAACUGAUGAAACCAGUGACGAGGAAGAAGAGCAUGUUCCAGAGAGAGUUGUUGGAGUUGGUUCUUAUACAGCAACUGCAAGGAGAGUUAGAAAAAGUAGAUUUUCCAGAAGAUGAACAUUGUUGUUCUUUCUUUUUGUAACGUACAGGUGCCCCCAACCUUAUAUGGUGGCAUCUCAGGAUAUGGGAUAAGCAGGAAGUGCAAGAAGUAGCAGUGAAAUGAAGCCAUGAAUUUUAUUUUUUUAUUUUGAGGGGCUGCACUGCUAAGAUUUCCUGGUUUUGAUGAGGUAUAUAAGCCUACAGUAUACUGAUUCAUAGUUUUUGGACAUGGAGUAUGAGAUUCAUGCCAUCUUCUUUGCUUC
Populus nigra (black poplar) is the source of this 3304-nucleotide messenger RNA. Its product is annotated as E3 ubiquitin-protein ligase HOS1-like. The coding region runs from base 183 to 3059 and encodes 958 amino acids. Gene Ontology annotation, biological process: protein ubiquitination. The record is from RefSeq and is a predicted model, not a curated record. Lineage: Eukaryota; Viridiplantae; Streptophyta; Magnoliopsida; Malpighiales; Salicaceae. The transcript is spliced from 10 exons. Gene Ontology annotation, molecular function: ubiquitin-protein transferase activity.